Rotaria socialis is the source of this 408-nucleotide messenger RNA. The record is from the annotation of a GenBank genome assembly. NCBI's taxonomy places the organism in Eukaryota, Metazoa, Rotifera, Eurotatoria, Philodinida, Philodinidae.
AUGCAAAUCUUUGUUCGUGGCCCUGCCAAUUUAUUGGCAUUCAAUAUUGAAAAAGACGAUACGUUACAAGAUGUUUAUGAAUGCAUUGCUCAAGAAUCUGGCUGUGUUCUAAAUGACAUUGUCUUGAGCUUACAUGGAGCACCAUUAAAUAAUGAGCAGUUAUUCGAAGAAUUCAAUCUUGUUCCAGGCUCAACUAUUGAUGCUCAUGUUAAAGUAUUAGGUGGAAAAACUCAUGGCCGACUUAAUAAUGCUGGCAAAGUUAAAAAUGCAACACCAAAAGUUGCUCCAACUGAAAAACCAAAAAAGAAAACUGGCCGUGCUCGUCGCCGAGAACAAUAUGCACACCGUUUUGCCAACAAAGUCGUUUCACCCUCUGGAGAUCGACGUGGACCCAAUUCAAACUAUUAA